CCUCAAGCUCCUGCGUCCUUUUUCCAUUUACAAAACCACAAUAGCCCCCAUCCAUCUCUGCUCCAUUGUGAUCCAAAGUCUAGGUAUGUCAACAGACUCAAAACAUAGCACCCCACAGUCCUCACAGACUUCCCUACCUGGACCAAUUUCAUCACCCACGAUGGCUAAUGAUAAUCAUGGUUGGAAUCACCAUCGUCAAAUGAACACCAAAGCUACCAAUCCAACCUUGCCUGAACUGCCAAAAAACGCGGUUGAUCACGUCUCAAUACCCAUCAAUAUACCAUCUGAUCAUCCCAGAGAUGCCUCGCCUGUGCAUCCAGCAUUUCGAAGGUCGGCCUCAUCGCCAUCAGAAGUGUUGCCUAUACAAACCAUAAACAUCAACCAGCCCCCGAAUUUGAAUCCCAUUAUUCGACUCAUCCGGGAUCAAGAAUUGGGCAAAGCAGUGCUCGGUUUUGUCAUUCCUCUGACAACAGGUCUCCUUUCGGCCUAUGCCAAGAAUCCCGAUUCAUUGGUGCCUCUCUUAACUAUGCUGCCACUAUGCAUAGGGCUCACAGCGUUAUGGAACGGUCUCCUGCUUCGCGAUACCUUCCCUAGAUUUUCAAGCACAGUUGAACAAAUUGGAGCUGGGUGUGUUCUGUUUGCUUUUUUUGGGGCGAUCGGAUCAUUUCUUCCUCCAAAGGUUUCUUGGGCUUCCUGGUUUGAAAUAAAGAGGCAAGAAGUGGUUGGCACAGCCCUAUCCCAUGGAUUUUCACUGGUGCAAAUAUCUCAUACCGAGCUCACUCAUUUGACGAAAUAA
Ilex paraguariensis (yerba mate) is the source of this 796-nucleotide messenger RNA. The record is from the annotation of a GenBank genome assembly. Lineage: Eukaryota; Viridiplantae; Streptophyta; Magnoliopsida; Aquifoliales; Aquifoliaceae.